This is a messenger RNA of Sorex araneus (European shrew), 2204 nucleotides long. It is a transcript of the gene BATF2, whose product is annotated as basic leucine zipper ATF-like transcription factor 2. Gene Ontology annotation, biological process: regulation of transcription by RNA polymerase II. The transcript is spliced from 4 exons. NCBI's taxonomy places the organism in Eukaryota, Metazoa, Chordata, Mammalia, Eulipotyphla, Soricidae. The coding region runs from base 215 to 988 and encodes 257 amino acids. Gene Ontology annotation, molecular function: RNA polymerase II cis-regulatory region sequence-specific DNA binding; DNA-binding transcription factor activity, RNA polymerase II-specific. The record is from RefSeq and is a predicted model, not a curated record. Gene Ontology annotation, cellular component: nucleus.
UGAGGCAGCCGCUCCUGAGGGGUACCCCUUCUCUCGCACCUGGUGCUGUGGGUUUGGGGGCGAUGCUGAGAGCAACUGUGCCCCCGCCUCCUCCCUGCGUGCCGGGCCUGCCUUAGCCUGCAGCGGCUUCACCCCCAGCCCCCAGAGGACACAGGGAGGUCACUGCCUCCAGGGACACCCUGGACUUGGGGGAGCUGCUGUCCCCUGCCCAAGCAUGCAUCUCUGCGGGCCCGAGGAGCUGCUGACUGGGCUGUGCCCCUCGGAGCAGCAGAAGCAGCUGAAGAAGAAGCAGGCGAGCCGGGUGGCGGCCCAGCGCAGCCGGCAGAGACACACGGACAGGGCGGACGCCCUGCACCAGCAGUACGAGUCUCUGGAGAAACACAACCAGGCGCUGCGGAAGGAGAUCCAGGCGCUGCAGGACGAGCUGGGCAGGUGGAGCCGGACCCUGCAGGAACACGAGUGUCUGUGCGUCACGGACUGCGCUGCCCGCGCACCCCCACUGCCCACUGGCUCCUGGGGCCAGGCGGGGCAGCCCCCCGGCCCCACGCCCCUCGGACAGCACUGCAGCCAGGAGCAGCCGGGCCUGUUCCCCUCACCCCCAGUCUCCUCCGCUCCCCACCUGCCGCCCCACAGCGCCCCCAGCCUCCUCCUGUCCCCUCCGCCCUCACUGUCCCUCGGCCCUGCCGGCCCGACACCCCCCCACGCCCAGCCGACCUCAGCCAGCAGCGCCGGCCGGCUGAGUCCAUUCUCCGAGCUCAGCGCCCUCCUGCCCUGCCUGGCUGCCCCUCCACAGACCCUGGGGCAGAAGCAGCCCCUGAGGGUGAAGACGGGGACCUCCCCCUUCUGCCCUUCGGUGGAUCCGGAACUGGCGACCCCGCAGGACCAGCAGCACCCCAUUUCCACAGCUGCACGCUGGCUGGAUGAGGACCCUGGCCCCCAGCCGCUCCUGGCCUUUCCCCUGCUCUCCUCUGCUCAAGUCCACCUCUGACCAAGCUGGGCGCCCCCUCCACAGGCCUGGGUGCCCACUGCCCUCUGGAAGCUGCCCUGUGUGUCCACCACCCUGCCAAGGCCCAGUCAGUGUCCCUGUCUUAACAUGACCUCGUGGACAUGCGGCAGAAUGCAAAUGAUCGUGCCCCCUUGGCAGAUAGGGAGAAAGGCCCGGAGAGGUCAAUCAACUUUUCUGACCUCACACAGCCCUUCCUGGCCACCUGAAUCACCACCCUCCGCCCCUAUUCUUCUGUGGGAUCCUGACCCAGGGGGGCUGUGGGGUGAGGCUUAGGUGCUGGGCGUGGACGAGUUCCUCCGUCACUGCGAUUGCCGAGGCAGAGGGGCCCCCGGCUCCCGCAGCCCCGCCCUGGCGGGGGCCAGUCCAGAGUCCAUAGCUGGGUGGGGAGGCCCUGCGGGAACCGGAUGGCAACUCUUCCCUGGGUGGGGUUUCAGAGUGGAGGAAAUGAACCUGUGAGUGGGCGCAGUUCCCCUGGAAUGUCUCCAGAGGGGGUGCUAGGUGCAGGGAGAUUCUGCAGGGGAAAUCCUCCAGGCUUUUCCCCCCCUGGGCUCCCUGUAGUCGCUGUCACCCCCCCACCCCAACCCCAGGGUCAUGGGCUGGUGGCCUUCCCAGAAUCACUCCCAUCACCCACAGGAAGAGGCGGGGCUUCCGGGAGCCACUCCUGUCCCACACAGGAAAAGGCGGGGCUUCUGGGAAUUAAUCAUGUCCCGCACAGGAAGAGGCGGGGCUUCUGGGAAUUAAUCAUGUUCCACACAGGAAGAGGCGGAGCUUCUGGGAGCCACUCCUGUCCCACACAGGAAGAGGCGGGGCUUCUGGGAGCCACUCCUGUCGUUCCUGGGAAAAAUUGGGAGCGAGGGAGGGUAGGGCCAAGGGCAAGAUUAUAUUUAAGCAAGUUCUAGGCUCAGACCUGGCAGGGGUGGACCCCGUGUCCUCUCUCAUCCCUGGGCAGUCCGUGGAGCCUUGUUAUCCUCAGGCCCCUCCCAGCAGCAUCCCUCCCUGCCCGGGACCUGAUGACAGGUGUCAAGAGUGGCGGAAUCUUGGCAGGGGCCCGGCUCGAGGGUCACCCCCAGGCACUGGGAUGGGAGCUGCAGCCCUUCCCCCCUCCCCAUCUCCGGUGCAUGAAGCAGCCAGUGUACCCCAAUGACUCCCUCGGGGCGCCGAGCUUAGGUCUCCCACAUUCCUGAUGGCCAAUAAAGGG